GAGGAGCGCCUGGACCCGGGACCACGGUGCGCCCGCGCUUCCCCACAGCGGUCCCCGAACGCGCGCGCCCGGAAGAAGAGGCCAAAGUUUGCGCACAGAGCCGCGCUCGCUCCGCCGUAUUGUUUGCAAACUUCGCUCCCCUCCCCCGCCGCCCCCGACUCGGCCGAGGCCGCGCGCUCACCGCAGGGGCCCCGGGCGCCGCGAGCGCUCGGGCCAGACUGGACGGGCAUGCGCGGGGGCCCGAGCCGGGGCGCGGAGCCACGGGCAGCAGCAGCAGCCCGUGCCCGGGAGCGACGGCCCUGAGCGGCGCGGGGACACCGCGGGCGCCACCAUGCAGCACCCGGGCCCGCGCCUGUGGCUGGUGCUGCAGGUGAUGAUGGGCUCGUGCGCAGCCAUCAGCUCCAUGGACUUGGAGCGCCCUGGAGACGGCAAGUGUCAGCCGGUGGAGAUUCCCAUGUGUAAGGACAUCGGCUACAACACCACCCGCAUGCCCAACCUGAUGGGCCACGAGAACCAGCGUGAGGCGGCUAUUCAACUGCACGAGUUUGCGCCGCUCGUGGAGUACGGCUGCCACAGCCACCUCCGCUUCUUCCUGUGCUCACUGUAUGCGCCCAUGUGUACUGAGCAGGUCUCCACGCCCAUCCCCGCUUGCCGGGUCAUGUGUGAGCAGGCCCGGCUCAAGUGCUCACCGAUCAUGGAGCAGUUCAAAUUCAAGUGGCCGGACUCCCUGGACUGCAGUAAGCUCCCCAACAAGAAUGACCCCAACUACCUGUGCAUGGAGGCACCCAACAACGGCUCAGACGAGCCCAGCCGGGGCUCUGGCAUGUUCCCUCCACUCUUCAGGCCCCAGAGGCCACACAGCGCGCAAGAACACCCGCUAAAGGACGGGGGUCCCGGGCGCGCAGGCUGUGACAACCCGGGCAAGUUCCACCACGUGGAGAAAAGCGAGUCCUGCGCGCCUCUGUGCACUCCGGGGGUGGAUGUGUACUGGAGCCGCGAAGACAAGCGCUUUGCUGUGAUCUGGCUGGCCAUCUGGUCGGUGCUGUGCUUCUUCUCCAGCGCCUUUACCGUGCUCACCUUCCUCAUUGACCCAUCGCGCUUCAAGUACCCCGAACGUCCCAUCAUCUUCCUCUCCAUGUGCUACUGCGUCUAUUCGGUGGGUUAUAUCAUUCGACUCUUUGCUGGCGCUGAGAGCAUCGCCUGCGACAGGGACAGUGGACAACUGUAUGUUAUCCAGGAAGGUCUGGAGAGCACUGGCUGUACCUUAGUCUUCUUGGUACUUUACUACUUCGGCAUGGCCAGCUCCUUAUGGUGGGUGGUUCUCACCCUCACUUGGUUCCUGGCAGCCGGCAAGAAGUGGGGCCACGAGGCCAUUGAAGCCAACAGCAGCUACUUCCACCUGGCAGCCUGGGCCAUCCCGGCUGUGAAGACCAUCUUGAUCCUGGUGAUGCGCCGGGUGGCAGGGGAUGAGCUCACUGGUGUGUGUUAUGUGGGCAGCAUGGAUGUCAAUGCUCUGACUGGCUUCGUGCUGGUCCCGCUGGCUUGUUACCUGGUCAUCGGCACUUCCUUCAUCCUGUCCGGCUUUGUGGCUUUAUUCCAUAUCCGGAGGGUGAUGAAAACAGGUGGGGAGAACACAGACAAGCUGGAGAAGCUCAUGGUACGCAUCGGGGUCUUUUCCCUUCUUUACACUGUGCCGGCCACCUGUGUGAUUGCCUGCUACUUCUAUGAACGUCUGAACAUGGACUACUGGAAGAUGCUGGCCACCCAGCACAAGUGUAAGAUGAACAAUCAAACCAAGACACCUGAUUGUCUGAUGACCGCCUCCAUCCCUGCCGUGGAGGUCUUCAUGGUCAAAGUGUCCAUGCUCCUGGUGGUAGGCAUCACCAGUGGGGUGUGGGUCUGGACUUCCAAGACCCUGCAGUCCUGGCAACAUGUGUGCAGCCGGGGGCUAAAGAGAAAGAGCCGGAGGAAACCAGCCAGUGUGGUCACUAGUGCCGGGAUCUACAAAAAAGCACAGCACCCUCAAAAAACUCACCUUGGGAAGUAUGAGCUUCCUGUCCAGCCUUCAGCCUGCGUGUAAAGGCCGCUGGUUGGGAGAACAGGACAAAGCCCAAUCGGGCUGCUCUUCUUGGCUGGGUGGCUGUU
Messenger RNA from Chionomys nivalis (European snow vole), 2145 nucleotides. It is a transcript of the gene Fzd10, whose product is annotated as frizzled class receptor 10. Lineage: Eukaryota; Metazoa; Chordata; Mammalia; Rodentia; Cricetidae. Gene Ontology annotation, biological process: non-canonical Wnt signaling pathway; canonical Wnt signaling pathway. Gene Ontology annotation, cellular component: plasma membrane. The transcript has a single exon. Bases 332 to 2080 code for a protein of 582 amino acids. The record is from RefSeq and is a predicted model, not a curated record. Gene Ontology annotation, molecular function: Wnt receptor activity; Wnt-protein binding.